GAGCAGUGUAUGAUGUGCUCACUGACCGCCCAGCACAGGCUAUUCAUGUGAAAUCUGAUGGAGACAAUGUGAUAGACACAGUUGCUGCCUCAGCACCGUUAUACUCUAAAGCUCUAUUCACAGCUACCAUAUAUAUAUGGCCCACCUCUCCAGCAGGGUAUGGUCAUUCUGGAAAACAGUCAGCAGAAGAGGUAAACAUGACUGAGCCACAGAGUACCCCAGAACAGAUGGCAGCUGGCAAGAGCCAUGGUGGAAUUGGCGGCAGCUACAAGAUUACACUGUACGAACUGGAGAAUUUCCAGGGGAAGAGGUGCGAGUUUACUGGGGAGUGCCAGAAUCUGGGAGAGAAAGGACUGGAGAAAGUUGGAUCCAUCCAGGUGGAAUCUGGACCAUGGCUUAGCUUCGAGCGUCAAGCAUUUGGUGGGGAACAAUUUGUCCUAGAAAAGGGCGACUAUCCAAGAUGGGACACCUGGUCUAACAGCCACAGGAGCGACUAUCUGAUGUCCAUCCGUCCCUUGAACAUUGACAGCGCUGACCAUAAGAUCCACCUGUUUGAAAAUGCUGGUUACAAUGGAAGGAAGAUGGAGAUUGUGGAUGAUGAUGUGCCAAGUCUGUGGGCUCAUGGCUUCCAGGACCGAGUGGCCAGUAUAAAGGUCCUCAACGGAACCUGGGUAGGUUAUGAAUACCCCGGCUACAGAGGUCGCCAGUAUGUCUUUGAGAAGAAAGAAUACAGACACUGGAAUGAUUGGGAAGCCAACCAGCCCCAGAUCCAGUCUGUUCGCCGUAUUCGGGACAUGCAGUGGCACAAGCGUGGCUGCUUUGUUCCAACCCCAAUUGCAGCAGCCGCUGCAGCACCUGCCCCUGUCCCCGCUAGUAGCUGAAGGAGAACAAAGCACACACACCAGUCAUCACCCUCUUCUGCUGACAAGCACGGCAAGAAGAGACGCGUAAAAUGAUUUUAAAACUUGAUAACGUCUCUUUAAUAUGUCAGUCCGUAAUCUUAAAUAAAGAUUACUGCAUCACUAAAUAA
Messenger RNA from Pseudophryne corroboree (corroboree frog), 1030 nucleotides. It is a transcript of the gene CRYBB3, whose product is annotated as crystallin beta B3. The record is from RefSeq and is a predicted model, not a curated record. NCBI's taxonomy places the organism in Eukaryota, Metazoa, Chordata, Amphibia, Anura, Myobatrachidae. The coding region runs from base 198 to 881 and encodes 227 amino acids. The transcript is spliced from 6 exons. Gene Ontology annotation, biological process: lens development in camera-type eye; visual perception. Gene Ontology annotation, molecular function: structural constituent of eye lens.